This is a messenger RNA of Microplitis mediator, 4766 nucleotides long. Its product is annotated as chitin synthase chs-2-like. Lineage: Eukaryota; Metazoa; Arthropoda; Insecta; Hymenoptera; Braconidae. The record is from RefSeq and is a predicted model, not a curated record. The transcript has 14 exons. Bases 67 to 4626 code for a protein of 1519 amino acids. Gene Ontology annotation, molecular function: chitin synthase activity. Gene Ontology annotation, cellular component: cell periphery; cell septum.
UACGUUGCUCAACUUAGAUUGUCAGACCAUUGACAGUUACAGUUUUAACUAAGUUUUUGUUGAACAAUGUCCACAAUCGAUCGUGAAAAAAAAAGACGAAUCAGUUAUUUCAUUGGUUUGAAUGAUGACAAUGAUAGUGAAAAUGAAAAUGAAGACGAUAAUAGUAAUAAAGAACAAGAUGAAAUUUAUGGAUGGGAUCUUUUCCGAUAUAUUCCACCAAAAUCAAAAGCUGGAUCUAUGGUUGAUAUGCGUUUGUAUGAAGGUUGUCUCCAAAUAAUCAGAAUUUUAGCUUACAUUAUUAUUUUCAUCAUUAUUCUUGCAAGUGGCAUUAUUGCAAAAGCAACCAUUCUAUUUGCGGUAUCUCAAAUUGCACGAACAGAUAAAUUACUUUACUGUGAAUAUAAUGAAAAUGCAGCAAAUAAAUCUGCAAUGCGACAUCUUUUAGUCAACGUACCAGAUGAAGGGCGCAUUACAUGGUAUUGGUGCAUCGUAAUUGCAUUCUGCAUUCCGGAAGUAUUCGCGAUCAUUGGAUCAAUUUACUACUGUUUAUUUAAAAAAAUUAAAAUUCCUUCUAUCACGGAUCUCAGUUUUAUAUGUUUGACAGAUGGAAUUCAUUCCGCAGCCAUAGCAGUACUUUUUUUACUGAUUCUGCCAAAGCUAGAUUCCGUAUCAGCUGUAUCAGUCAGUAGUUUUGUACACCUAAUACCAGCUCUACUAGGUUUGCUAGCUUUUAAUAAAUCUCGAAAAGAUCAAAAACGCAAAUUAAUAAUGAUAGUUAUAUCUGAUAUGAUAUUGUUGACGAUUCAAAUUGGUGGUUUAGUUUUCAUGUUAUCAAUGGGUGAGAUUGACGAGCAUAUUCAAUGGAUGUUUCCAGCCAUUCUUAUAAUAUGUUCUCUCCGUUGGUGGCCGAAUUAUGUAACAGAAAAUAGUCGUAUAGGAUUUAUUAGACUGAUCUACGGUAUCAAAGAGAGAUUAGAACUGUGCCGAGGAUUUGUACAAGGAAUAACAGCGUUAUGCCGAAUUUCAAUUUUUUUCAGUACUUCCGUAAUAAUAAUUUAUUUAGAAAAUAUCAAAAUCAACACAUAUUUCAAUUGUUUCCCAGGCAAAAUAAAAUAUAACAUUACUCUCAGUCAAGUUAUUACUUCCCAAAGUAAACUGUCCAAUAAUAAUACGCUCGAAGAGACAGUAGCAUUUAUCACAGUUGAUUCAUCAACGCUAUUGACCGUCUUGAUCAGCCAUGCUUUCACAUCUUUUAUUUUGUAUUCUACUGGAAAAUUCGCCGUAAAAACUUUGAUGCAGCGUUUUGGGUUCGCACUUCCCAUUAGUUUGAUAUCUACUGCAAAUUUUAUCUUCAUAUUUUUUCUAUGCAUUUUACGUACUAACAAUCCCUGUGCCUUACACGGAUUUGUUGCAGAUUACUUAUUUUUUUUGGAGCCAAAAACUGAAAUGUUCAGUCACCCAUUUCUGCAAUGGCAAUGUUUGCUAUGGUUACUUACUUUACUGUCUCAAAUCAUGGCUACCAAGCAUAUAUGGACUACUCAUUGUGAAAGAUUAGCUACUACUAAUCGUAUUUUUGCGGUUCCAUUUUAUGAUUCUUUAAUAAUUGAACAAUCUUUGAUGCUCAAUCGUCGAAAAGACGAUUCUUCUGACUAUGGUUUGAAAAAUAAGGAAGUUUAUGAAGAAGGCAGUAAACAUUCUGAAAAAAAUACUCAAACCUUGUCUGGAAUAUUGGGUGAUGAUAGAGUAACAAAAAUAUAUGCAUGCGCCACGAUGUGGCAUGAAACUGGAGAAGAAAUGAUGCAAUUCAUUGGAAGUAUUUUAAGGCUUGACCUUUGCCAAUCAGCUAUGUCAUUCACCCAAGCCCGCUAUAAUGUUCAGAUUGAUGAUUAUUUUGAUCUUGAAAGUCACAUUUUUUUUGAUGAUGCUUUUCAAUGUAUGAACGGCUGCGACGGCGUCUGUAUUCACAACGAAAAUGAAACUCAUGUUAAUGAUUAUGUUAAGGCUUUGAUAGAGGUUAUUAAAAUAUCGGUUGAAAGGCUUGGUUUUUGUGCAAGUCCACCCAUUAAAUAUCCUGCACCAUAUGGAGGAAGGCUUGAAUGGAUUUUUCCAGGGAAAACGCGAUUAAUCGUACAUUUGAAAGAUAAAAAUAAAAUACGUCACAGAAAACGAUGGAGUCAAGUUAUGUACAUGUAUUACUUACUGGGUUAUAGAAUAAUUGAUAGACAAAUUAACAUUAACCGUAAAGCCGUCAUUGCGGAAAAUACAUAUAUACUCACAUUAGAUGGUGACAUUGACUUUCAACCAAAUGCCGUGAAAGUUCUUUUACACCUCAUGAAACGUGAUAAAAAUUUAGGGGCUGCUUGUGGUCGAAUUCACCCAAUUGGAACUGGUCCAAUGGUUUGGUUCCAAAAAUUCGAAUAUGCCAUCGGUCAUUGGUUACAAAAAUCGACUGAGCAUACGAUUGGAAGCGUUCUUUGUAGUCCAGGCUGUUUUUCUCUUUUCCGUGCAAAGGCAUUAAUGGAAGAUAAUGUUACAAGAAAAUAUGCUUCACAAUCAACAGAAGCCUGGCAUUAUAUUCAAUAUGAUCAAGGUGAGGAUCGUUGGUUAUGUACACUUGUUUUACAGUCUGGAUAUCGUGUAGAAUAUUCUGCUGCGAGUGAUUCAUAUACUCAUGCCCCUGAAACUUUCAAUGAAUUUUAUAAUCAACGUCGACGUUGGAUACCUUCCACAAUAGCAAAUAUAUUUGACUUACUGAGUUCAUCAAAUGACACAAGAAGAGCGAAUGAAAAUAUAUCAUGGUUGUACAUUGCAUAUCAAUGGAUAUUAAUGGGAAGUACAGUACUUGGUCCUGGAACAAUUUUUCUUAUGCUUGUGGGUGCAUUUGUCGCCGCAUUCAGAAUUGAUAAUUGGUCGAGUCUCUGUUAUAAUUUGAUACCCAUUGCAAUCUUCGUCACUGUUUGUGUUGUCUGUAAGCCUGACGUUCAACUUAUUAUAGCUGCAAUCAUUUCGACAUUUUAUGGAUUAGUGAUGAUCGUUGUUCUUGUGGGAAUAAUGAUUCAAAUUGCAGAUGAUGGGUGGUUCGCACCAAGCACGAUUUUGUUCAUUGCUGUAGCAGGACAGCUCAUAAUAGCUGGAAUAUUACAUCCACAAGAAAUGUCUUGCCUCAUGUGUGGCGUCAUUUAUUAUGUUACUGUACCUUCUAUGUAUAUGUUAUUAAUCAUUUAUUCUCUGUUUAAUGUUCAUAAUGUUACUUGGGGUACUAGAGAAUCUAAAGUAAUUUAUCAAGAGGAUUCGAGUGAAUCGAAAGGAGAAAAUACAGCUAACAAAAUUAAAAAUGUUAGAACUCUCAGAACACAUCCUUUAGAUAAUUCUUUAUUUAGAUGGUUUGGUCGUAAACUUCAUACACGCAAUAUUUCUUUCGAAGAAUCAUACAGGCUUGGUAACAUUCAGAAAUCUUUGGAUCAAAUUUCUUCACGUUUGGAAAAUUUAGAAAAGAACUUGUUAAAUGAAGAAGUAAAAGUAAAGUUUGAUUCUGAAGAUGAAUUAUACGAAAAUAGUACUGAUAUAAUCCAAAAACAGUCUUUACGUAGUGGCGUAAAUAAUAUCGAUAUUGAUUCUAAAUCAGAAAAUCCGUCCAGAUCUAUUCAUGAUGAUUUAAAUGAUAUUAAUUCUAGAAGCUUUCUUGUCAGUCCACCUUGGGUCCAAGACCCGGACAUUCAACGAGGCAAAGUUGAAUUUUUGUCUCACGACGAAGAAAUCUUUUGGAAUCGCUUAAUCAAAAAAUAUCUUUACCCUCUCGAUGAAGAUAAAAAGCAAAUAGAAAAAACAGCUGACGCACUAAAAACUUUACGCAAUGAAUUUCUUUUCAAAUUUUUUAUGCUUAAUGCACUGUUUGUAUUGACGGUAUUCUUAAUGCAACUCAAUAAAGAUACAUUACAUUUUCAAUGGCCUUUAGGAUUGACAUAUAACAUUACAUAUCACCGUGACACUAUUGAGGUUCAUUUUGAAAAAGAUUAUCUACAACUUGAACCUAUUGGUUGUUUAUUUAUCCUCGGAUUCGUUUUAAUUCUAUUUAUCCAGUUUAUGGCAAUGUUAUUUCAUAGGUACAAUACAUUUCUCCAUCUACUAUCUAAUACCAGUGUUAACCUUAAUUGGCUAGUGAAAUCAAAAAAUGUAUCAAACGAGGAAUCAUUGGAAAUCCAUGUAAAAGACAUGGUUCAAGGAUUGCAGCGUCUCGCAGAAGAUAAUGCUAUUUUAGUUUCUCCUAUUAAUCAAUCAAGUACUGUUACAUCUCCUCAAAAGCGAAACACAGUGCAUGCACUUAUACAAAAUCAUGAGAAACGUGUAAAAUUACCAACGAACUUUGAGACCGUCUUUCGUCGAAAUUUGCAAGAACCUACAAAUAACUCACGACUUACGUCAACGGGGAUUUCUCAGAAAGUCAUUCAAGCUUUUGAGCAGAAACGAACGACGAUGAUUUCCAAACAGCAAAAGUCACGAUUCAAUAAAAAUCGUACAGACGAAAUAUAUCAGAGUGUUGAUUACUCUCCCGAAGACAAUAUCUCCAAUCACCUUCUCGACUAUAGUAAGACAGGUUACGAAAACAAAAUUUUUAAUGAACAAUAAUUUUUUAUAGGAUUUAUUAUUAUAUUCUUCUAAAUUUCUUGUUAAAUCCAGGAACAAUUAAUUAUAUUAUGUAACUGAAAAGAAAUAAUUAUAAAUGUAACUGUAAAAUGAUGUAUAUAAAGAAUAAACGUAAAAGCACA